CCCUUUUGAUUAGUUGCAAAAUUUAAUGUGUCAUUGCAAAAAGAUUAAAAAGAGGCGGCCAUAAAAUAAAUUGCACCCUGUAGUUAAAACAAUAGUUUGACAGUCGCUUUAUUUUUCUGUCACGAUGAAGAGGAGUACCACCCAGAUUCUGGCCAGGCUGAGGGAGCUGAUGCUGCGGGCCCAGGUGGGCGAUGCCAGUUGCAUAGCGGCGUACAUAGUGCCCUCGGACGACGCCCACCAGUCGGAGUACCAGUGUAAGCAUGACGAGCGGCGCUCCUUUGUCAGCGGCUUCGACGGAUCAGCGGGCACAGCGGUGAUCACCACCGACUCCGCCCUGCUCUGGACCGACGGACGGUACUAUCAGCAGGCGGAGAAACAGCUCGACUCUAAUUGGGUGCUGAUGAAGGAUGGUCUGACCACCACGCCCUCGAUUGGCGCCUGGCUGGCCAAGAAUCUGCCCAAAGGCAGCUCCGUGGGUGUGGAUCCUCGCCUACUGUCGUUCCGCGUCUGGAAGCCCAUCGAAACGGAGCUCAACUCCGCGGAGUGCCAGCUGGUGCCCAUUGAAAACAACCUCAUCGACGAGGUCUGGGGUCAGGAUCAGCCCCCGCAGACUUCCAACAAGAUUAUCACCCUGAAACUGGAGCAUUCCGGCGUGACUGUCGCCAAAAAGUGGGAGGUGGUUCGCAAGCAACUAAAGGAUAAGAAUGUGGAUGCUCUGGUGGUCAGUGCCCUCGAUGAAAUCGCUUGGUUCUUGAACCUUCGCGGCUCUGAUAUCGACUUUAACCCCGUAUUCUUCUCCUAUUUGAUUGUGACAAACGAUGAGCUGCUACUCUUUGUGGACUCUGGCAAAUUACCCUCUGAUUUUGCCCAGCAUCAAACGGAGAACAAUGUAAAGAUCACUGUAUUGCCCUACGCCUCAAUUGGCUUGGAAAUCAGUAAAAUCGUGUCGACCAAGGAGUCAAAGAUCUGGAUUGCACCGACCAGCAGCUACUAUCUGACUGCCUUGAUACCCAAGUCACGUAGAAUUCAGGAGGUGACGCCCGUCUGUGUGCUAAAGUCCAUUAAAAACGAUGUGGAGAUCGAGGGCUUCGUCAACAGUCACAUUCGCGAUGGAGUCGCUCUGUGUCAGUAUUUCGCCUGGCUUGAAGAUCAAGUGAAAAAUGGUGUGGAGGUUGAUGAGAUAUCUGGUUCGGAUAAGCUGGAAUCCUUCCGUGCUUGUAAGGAUAAGUACAUGGGCCUCAGCUUCACCACAAUCAGUGCUUCAGGGCCCAAUGGCUCUGUUAUCCAUUAUCAUCCCAAGGAAGAAACCAAUAGGAAGAUAACCGACACGGAAAUUUAUCUGUGCGAUUCGGGGGCUCAAUAUUUGGAUGGCACCACGGAUGUGACGAGGACCCUUCACUUUGGCGAACCCACCGAAUUCCAGAAGGAAGCCUACACUCGCGUUUUGAAGGGCCAACUCAGCUUUGGAUCCACCGUAUUCCCGGCUAAGGUCAAGGGGCAGGUUCUGGACACUCUGGCAAGGAAGGCCCUCUGGGACGUUGGAUUGGAUUACGGUCAUGGCACUGGCCACGGAGUGGGACACUUUUUGAAUGUCCACGAAGGUCCCAUGGGUGUGGGAAUUCGUCUGAUGCCCGAUGAUCCCGGUCUCCAGGCGAACAUGUUCAUUUCCAAUGAGCCUGGCUUCUACCAGGACGGAGAAUUUGGCAUACGUGUCGAGGACAUUGUUCAAAUUGUGCCAGCUCAAGUUGCUAACAAUUUUGCAAACCGUGGCGCCCUGACUUUCAAGACUAUCACCAUGUGCCCGAAGCAAACUAAAAUGAUCAAAAAAGAGCUUCUAUCCGAUGUGGAAGUAAAGCUGCUCAAUAGCUACCAUCAGCAAGUUUGGGACACCCUUUCACCCAUCUUGUCUCGCGAAGGGGACGAAUUUACCUUAUUCUGGCUUAAGAAGGAAGUUCAGCCAAUUUAAUUGAUUUUAUACUUGUUAUUUUUGUCAUUCAUAUCUAAUUAUUCUGUCAUAUACUCUUUUCUUGAGACUACUACACUAUUAAAACUGCUUUUACAUAACUAAAAACAAA
Messenger RNA from Drosophila rhopaloa, 2075 nucleotides. RefSeq names its product xaa-Pro aminopeptidase ApepP (gene ApepP). Bases 125 to 1966 code for a protein of 613 amino acids. NCBI's taxonomy places the organism in Eukaryota, Metazoa, Arthropoda, Insecta, Diptera, Drosophilidae. The record is from RefSeq and is a predicted model, not a curated record. The transcript has 2 exons. Gene Ontology annotation, molecular function: metalloaminopeptidase activity.